Molecule: messenger RNA, 2447 nt
Organism: Oryzias latipes (Japanese medaka)
Lineage: Eukaryota; Metazoa; Chordata; Actinopteri; Beloniformes; Adrianichthyidae
Gene: cbfb
Product: core-binding factor subunit beta
Biological process (GO): regulation of transcription by RNA polymerase II
Cellular component (GO): core-binding factor complex; nucleus
Molecular function (GO): transcription coactivator activity; sequence-specific DNA binding
Source: RefSeq, a predicted model, not a curated record
UUGAUCGGAGCGGGUCACUUAAUGAGAACCACUUGGAGCCAGAGGCAGCCCAGAGCGCGCAGCAGGCAGACCAUCAGUGCGUGAGCCGCAGCGCAGGCACGGAGGCCGGCAGCUGAGCGCAGCGCGCCACAGAACAGUCAGUGGGAAGAGAAACCCAACCAAAGACAAAAAAGAAACAGACUGACGCGGAAGAGCCAGGGGUGAGAGACGGCGGAGAGAAGAAGAGGAACGGCUGCGCGCGCGCUGGUGAACUUUUUCUUACUCGCCAGGGAAGAGGCUCGAGUGGCCGCCAAGAGUCUGUGAAGAUGCCGCGGGUUGUCCCGGAUCAGAGGAGCAAGUUUGAGAACGAGGAGUUUUUCCGCAAGUUGAGCCGGGAGUGCGAGAUUAAAUACACCGGCUUCAGAGACCGACCCCACGAAGAGAGACAAGCCCGCUUCCAGAACGCCUGCAGGGACGGACGCUCUGAAGUUGCCUUUGUAGCAACGGGUACCAACCUCUCCCUCCAGUUUUUUCCUGCCAACCUUCACGGGGAUCAGAGGCAGGUUCCCACAAGGGAAUAUGUCGACUUUGAAAGAGAAACGGGAAAGGUCUACCUGAAGGCCCCCAUGAUCCUGAAUGGGGUGUGCGUGAUCUGGAGAGGCUGGAUCGACCUGCAGAGGCUGGACGGGAUGGGAUAUCUAGAGUAUGACCAGGAGAGGGCGCAGCACGAGGACGCUUUGGCCCAAGCUGCCUUCGAAGAGGCCCGCCGCAGAACCAGAGACUUCGAGGACAGAGAUCGCUCUCACAGGGAGGAUCUGGAGGACCCUGUGGUUUCUAAAAUCUGGGACUGAUGACACACAGACAGAGAGCCAGCAGAAAAGAACAGGUCCAGACGACAGCAGGACCCCAGCCCUGGCUCAAACAUGGCCAACGCUGACAUGGAACACAAGAUGCGCUGACGAGGAAGAGGAAGAGGAGCAGAGAUCUACGGCUGUUCACUUUCAACACAAUCAGCUGGAAGUCACGUGAAGCCACAGCUGCAGAAUGUUUCACAUUAUGCUUCAGUAGGUUUAAUGUGAUCCUCUUCACACGCUGAUUUGUUUCAUUUGAACAAAAAAUUGAACUGAUUGAAUUGAAAGUGAAUAUAAGCUUUGAAAAGAAGGACUCAACAGUAGGAGACCCAAUUCUGCCCACAUGUAUAAGUGUUCAAUUGACAGUUUUUAUACACAAAAUGAUGAUAUCUGUUCAUGGAAAGAAAUAAGACAGAAAAAAUAUAAUGGAAGACUUUAGGGGGGUGAGGAGGAGGAACUAGAAGAAACUGAAAAAGAAGAUAUUGUAGCUCAGGGUCACUUUCAGGUUUCAGCAGCUGAGUCAGCGUUAAACUUAAAGCAAAGGAGAAAACCUCCACCUCUGUUAAUACGGCUGUGUGUCUGAGCUCACUGCCUUUUCUGAGACCAAAGUUUGCUUUGCUGGAAGAAUGAAAAUUUUGUUUCCACAACAAAUUUUGAGUUAAAAUAAAGAAGAAUGGCUUACGCUGAGCUGCAGGGUGAAGAAUUAUUUGCAGUGAUUUAUAAAUGUAUCUGAAAACAGAUUUUAGAAGCUUUAACUGCAAUUCUGCCGCUCAGUCUUUGUCUCUGGAAGCAUGUGAGGAAGCUCAGAGAUCAUUUGUCUUCCAAACUGCAUUUCGGCAGAGCCGAAGCCUCACCCCCCACCCCUCCAUUCUUUACAAACAAGCUCAAAUUUUUUUUCAUGAUUCGUGAAUUUUAGCACAGAACGGUGUAAAGUUACAGCAAUGUUAACAGAUGGAACCCAGUUGCUCGGUGAUGAAGCCCAAGCCGAAACAACCGGUUGCAUCAAAACAUGCAGGAAACAUCAAAAUGAAGCUGUGUAAAGAGAAGAUGCCUGUCCAGAACCCUGCAUCGCUGCACGGAAGCAGCGCUCUCUUUCCCGCCCCGUCACAGCACCAGUGGAAUGAAAUGUUUCUGUGAGUUGGAAUCCUGCUUUUGCUAGUGUGAAGGUCAUGAUGUUUACUUUUUGUCAUCUUCUCUCCUCUGCGUGUGCAUUCAUUUUGGUGUCAGCUUUGAACAGCAGUCACACCUUCUUCUAUAUAAAUCUGUUUUUUUUAUUCUAAAUUUCUCCACAAAUUUGGGAGAUUGGACAACUUUUUCUUUUUUGCUUGCAUUUUUAAUGUUAUAUUUAAUGAAGAUGCUCGACACAUCAUCAGCUUUCCUGUUUUAUAUUUUGUGACUUUCUGAAGAAGAUUGUUUCUUUUAUUUUGUUUAUGAAGCUCAACGGUUUCAUCUUAUUGUAUCCGACACAUGUAUAUGUUUUCAAUCUGAUUUUGUUCUUAACUUAAAAAGCCAACAGAUGAUUUGUGUUUGUACGUUUAUGACCACAUGUUUGUAAAAUUUUACAAGAAGCUUUGGAUUAAACCAAAAUUACAAUAAAAAGUGAAAAAUAUCUGAUAA